This is a messenger RNA of Cylicostephanus goldi, 593 nucleotides long. Lineage: Eukaryota; Metazoa; Nematoda; Chromadorea; Rhabditida; Strongylidae. The record is from the annotation of a GenBank genome assembly.
AUGGCGAAAGAAUGGGAAGAAGCAGCAACUAGACUUGUACGAAGUAAAUAUGACAGCAACCCACUGAUUAAGUGCCACAUCAAGCAUUCCCGGAUACUUGAUCAAGGACUGACUAACAACGCAAAUCGACUGAAGCCUUACUUUGCCGUGACGGUGAUCGUGCUAAUCGCGUUCACUUCAUUCUACUCCAUGAAAUGGAACAUUAGAAAAAAGAAUGACCAAUGGCUUGUCGGAAUAGAUUGGCUGCGCUCAAAGCCAAUUCUUGCUCUUGGUGGAGUCCUAUCGUCAGGUCUUGCUAUUAUGAGCGGUAUCGGUCUCAACCUCUGGUGCGGAAUGUUCUUCGCUGAAAUAACCCUUGUUGCUCCAUUUUUAGUGCUUUCAAUAGGAGUUGAUGAUAUGUUUAUUGCUGUCGCUGCUUGGCACAAUACCGAAUUGAAAUACCCAGGCAACACCCAUGCGGUGCUAAAGAAGAGAAUGGUUGAAGCUCUGAGUGAAUGCUCAAUCACAUUCUUCGCCGGGUUGAUGGUCGUGUCUGCCAAGGUCGAGCUUGCAGGAAGGAACUCAUGUUUGCCUUGUUUGAAGGUAAGGUGAAA